This is a messenger RNA of Vitrella brassicaformis, 1167 nucleotides long. The record is from the annotation of a GenBank genome assembly. NCBI's taxonomy places the organism in Eukaryota, Vitrellaceae.
AUGUCAGCGUGGUGCCUGCCGGCCCUGGUUGGCAUAGCUGAGUGGGCGUGAGGGGCGCGGAAGGCUUGUGCGAUGCGGAUGUAGAGGGAGAGAGCCAGAGGGUAGAUCAAAGAGAGAAGGGAAGCAAAGCAUGGCCGCCGCAUUGGUAUUUCGUGCAGAUGAACGGGGAGAAAGCACCACACUGAACAAAGAUCACUCUCGGUUUCAGGGAGCACCCGACGCCGCUGCGAGCUUAGACGCCUCGUCAGCAAAGUGAAGAGGAGAAAAAAAGGGAGAAAGGGAGGCUCGGAGGAGCAUUCAGAGGCUGGAAAGCCGCAGAUCUGUCCUUAUUACCGUCAGACUCGGCGUCAGUUUUGGCAUCAUCUGACGAUUCUGAGAAGCUCUCUGUCCCCAACGUCACCAAGAGCCAAUUCAGUUCAGGUCUGGAACCAAAACAAUGAUGCUGUGAAGCGCUUUCUGUCUGUGUCAAAUUCGUUUCUGUUCAGGUCUGGUUUGGUUCAUCGAGUAUGGCUUCCGCUGCUGCCGCUGACAACCAAGAUGAAGCGGAGGACACAUCGCCCAUCGGUAGCGCACUCCUGAAGCGCAAGUUCGAGAAUGCGGCACGGCGGCUGCUGGCCACCGACACGGACGAGUGGACAGACGUCGUUAUCUGCGAAGGGGAGGAAGACAAACAACAAGGUGACCACACACACGCACGCACGCACACGCGGACACAGACCGUUCUCACCAGAUCCACCUGCGUUGAUCUGUUUCAGUUGCUCGUGCGGAUGAGAGCCUGGAGGGCGAGGAAGAUGGAUACGACGCCUACCUCCUGUCGCGGAAGCGCACUCUGCUGCGCGGACAGCCAUCCGGCGGGGUGCACAAGGCGGCCCGCACUGACAAAGAUGAGACGGGCAGGGACCAAGACGCUUCUCAAGGCGAGAAGCAGUGAAGACAUGAAUAACAUUUGGCUAGCUAGAAGGGCGGGGGAUUGUACAUAGACAGAUGGAUGUCGGUCGACUUACUUGUCCUCUGAGUGAGUGCUUUGGUGGCUGAUUGUUGAUGAUACACACAUACAUACGAGUGACACGACAUAGAGAGGCCAACGGCAGGUCGGUCUUUUUCGACGGUGAGUGAAGUGACUGACAGGACGGAUCACAAAACGACCUCAAUCCAAUGCACUUGACC